Messenger RNA from Erinaceus europaeus (western European hedgehog), 2084 nucleotides. RefSeq names its product neuregulin 4 (gene NRG4). Gene Ontology annotation, biological process: nervous system development; animal organ development; intracellular signal transduction. The transcript is spliced from 9 exons. Gene Ontology annotation, molecular function: chemorepellent activity. Lineage: Eukaryota; Metazoa; Chordata; Mammalia; Eulipotyphla; Erinaceidae. The record is from RefSeq and is a predicted model, not a curated record. The coding region runs from base 411 to 761 and encodes 116 amino acids.
CGGCGCGGCUGUCUAGGAAACGGCGGGCCCGGCUGGACUCAAGAGCCGGGCAGGGGGCGGGGGCCGGGGAACUCGGUCGCCGUGGGAGACCGACGGGAGCGCGCCAGCUUCGUGUGGAGGUGACCACAAUACCUAUCAAAGCAGAAAAGAUAGCCAGUUUCCUCUUUACUCUGUAACCUAGGGAAAAAAGCUUCACCACAGGACAGCUCAGGAGUGAUUGGCUUUGGGAGAAGACCUUGAUACUACACCUGUGUUAAUAAGAAGUUGUUGGUUCAGAUUUUAGUUACAAAGUCAUUCUGUUUAAUUCAAGACAGAAUUCUCUUCGUAAAAUAAAAUUAAGAACUUGUAAUCAUAAUAGGCUGUUUUCAACCAAAAACUUUUGACUGAGAAGAAACUAAUUAGAAAUUAAGAUGCCAACAGAUCAUGAAGAGCCUUGUGGUUCCAGUCUCAGGUCAUUUUGCCUGAAUGGGGGGAUUUGUUAUGUGAUACCUACUAUUCGUAGUCCAUUUUGUAGAUGCAUUGAAAAUUAUACAGGAGCUCGUUGUGAAGAGGUUUUUCUCCCAAGCUCCAGCAUCCAAACUAAAAGUGACCUGUUUGCAACUUUUGUGGCAUUGACUAUUCUUCUAGGAACACUUAUCAUUGGAGCCCUGUACAUCCUCUGCAGGAAAGGCCACCUUCAGAGGACCAAUUCAGUCCAGUAUGAUAUCAGCCUGGUAGAGAUGAGCAGUGGCAGUGCCCACCACAGUCAUGGAGAACACUGAAGAAAUAGCAAAGUGAAACAAAUCAUUGCUUCUUUCUUACAAAGGCAUAAAGUGAAACACACUCUAAGACUCACCCAUCUUUGAAAAAUUGAAAAGCACGUCAAGCUAUCUAAAAUUUUCCAUUUCCAAUCAAGAGGAUCUGAAGUCUCCUGUUUCCAUAAAAUUUAAUGUAUGGUGGUGCUAAUCUGGGUUUGACUGUGUGGGCAUAAAGUUACCUGGUAUAAGAUUUUUUUUCUUUAAAACAUCUGCAGAUAAUUUCUAAUGUUUACCUACAUCACUUGGAUGUUUGUUUUAGUGGUAAAACCUGCUACUUGACUUCUUAACUAAUUGGAAAAACUAAUUUGCCAGUGAUCCAGGUAUAAGCAAUGUUGAGAAAAUUAUAGUUAAGUGCCCGACUCAGCCCCACUUUUUAUUUGGAAUAGGUGUGAAUAGCCACUAAUUAUAUCAGGACCUUAAUCACAAGGUUGACCUCCCCCCUCUCUUAGAUUGCUACUGGGUCUGUAAGGGUUUUAGCUGUACUUGGGUAAGGGGAUGUAAAUGUAUUUGAAGCAGUUUACAAAGUAAACAACAGCUGCAGAAAGAUUCUGCAUUGGAAGUAUACAAAGGAAAUCAAUGUUACGUGUAACGACCGCGUGACUUCAAUCUGACAGCACUUGCGAAGGAAGUUCAGUGUGUUGGGACACUGAAGGUCCAUCUGCGCUUGUGCUCAGGUGGAUUUCACAAAUGGCAGUGGCCGUCUUUUCUGGCAAUUUAAUUUAGCUGAAACCAUAACCUUUUAAUGCUUGUUUUCUCCUUAAGACAUGCUUUUCUAGAACUGUGAUGUUACCUCACUUUUUUAAGUCACCUCCUUUUAAUUUUGGUUAAGUGACUACUCUGUUUCCAUGCGACAUCAAAGCCUCUGAGAGGCCGAGCUCUUGCUUUCACCCAUGCCCCCCACCCCCUUUAUUCUGCACCAAAGUUACAACUUUGCCACCAAAUUCGUUGUUCAGAACAAGUCCCAAAGAUUCAGCUAUUAAAAGAAGUCUGUUGUUAACCUUCAGUAUUGCAUGAAAUGGCCCUGUAGCUCUAUCUUUUGUAAAGUGACAAACACUGAGUAUUAACUUGAAAACAAUCCAUUCAAUCUUCAAGCUCAUUUACCCAGACUUUAAAAUACUGGGUAAAUUUUAAAAAAAACUUUAAAAUUCCUCCAUUUAACCAACUCUUACUAAUAUUAGGGUCAAAGAAAAUUUAGAUAAUGUUUUUCUUACGUGUGCUAUGUAAGCAUAUCAAAGGGUUUGAAUUUCACUGAACAAAAGUAAUGAAAUACAAAACAUUUUCUGAGUU